GUAGUAGUAGUAGUGCAGCGGGGCGCUGGCGGCGGCGGGAUGUUCACCUGGCUGGGGAAGCAGGGCGGCGGACGGGAGCGUGCCGGUGGCAGCGAUGUGGUGCAAACGGUCACCGGGGCUCUACGGGACCUCUACCUCCGCAAGUUGCUGCCGCUGGAAGAGCACUACCGUUUCCAUGACUUCCACUCGCCCGCCCUGGAGGAGGCCGACUUCGAGAACAAGCCUAUGGUGCUACUGGUGGGGCAGUACAGCACCGGCAAGACCACCUUCAUCCGAUACUUGCUCGAACAAGACUUCCCAGGCAUGCGGAUUGGUCCAGAGCCCACCACCGAUUCUUUCAUUGCUGUGAUGUAUGGAGAAUCAGAAGGAAACAUUCCUGGAAAUGCCCUAGUUGUGGAUCCUAAGAAACCAUUCCGCAAGCUCAGCCGCUUUGGAAAUGCUUUCCUGAACAGGUUCAUGUGUUCUCAGUUACCUAACCAGGUACUGAAGAGCAUCAGUAUCAUCGACAGCCCUGGCAUUCUCUCUGGAGAGAAGCAGCGCAUCAGCAGAGGCUAUGACUUCUGCCAAGUUCUCCAGUGGUUUGCUGAGAGGGUCGACCGCAUCAUCCUCCUCUUUGAUGCCCAUAAGCUGGAUAUAUCUGAUGAGUUUUCAGAGGCUAUUAAGUCAUUCCGGGGCCAAGAUGACAAGAUUCGAGUGGUGCUUAAUAAGGCUGACCAAGUGGACACACAGCAGCUGAUGAGGGUCUACGGUGCUCUCAUGUGGUCCCUGGGAAAGGUGAUCAACACUCCAGAGGUGCUGCGGGUCUACAUUGGCUCCUUCUGGGCCCAUCCUCUCCGAAACACAGAUAAUCGAAGACUCUUUGAGGCCGAGGCACAGGAUCUUUUCAAGGACAUCCAGAGCCUCCCACAGAAGGCUGCUGUGAGGAAACUCAAUGACCUGAUUAAGAGGGCAAGACUUGCAAAGGUUCAUGCUUAUAUCAUCAGCUAUCUGAAAAAAGAAAUGCCCUCUGUGUUUGGCAAAGAGAAUAAGAAGAAGGAACUGAUCAACAGGUUACCAGAGAUAUACAUCCAGCUGCAAAGGGAAUAUCAUAUCUCAGCAGGAGACUUCCCUGAAGUUAAGAAAAUGCAGGAGCUGUUGGAGACGUGUGACUUCACUAAAUUUCAUUCUCUGAAACCAAAGCUCAUUGAAGCUGUGGAUAACAUGCUGGCCAACAAAAUUGCCUCCCUGAUGAACCUGAUCACUCAGGAGGAAAGCAAUAUGCCCACGGAGAUUGUCCAAGGCGGAGCAUUUGAUGGCACCAUGGCAGGACCUUUUGGCCACGGAUAUGGAGAAGGUGCUAAGGAAGGAGCUGAUGAAGACGAAUGGGUUGUGGCCAAAGAUAAACCUGCUUACGAUGAGAUCUUCUACACCCUGUCACCAAUCAAUGGCAAAAUAUCUGGGAUUAGUGCAAAGAAGGAGAUGGUGACUUCUAAACUACCCAACAGUGUCUUAGGGAAGAUCUGGAAACUUUCGGACUGUGAUGGCGAUGGGAUGUUGGAUGAUGAGGAGUUUGCCUUAGCGAAACAUCUCAUCAAGAUUAAACUGGAUGGAUAUGAACUGCCUGGCACACUCCCUUCCCACCUGGUGCCACCAUCUCACAGGAAACCUCUCCAGACAGUAGAGUGAAAAAUACACAGAGGAGCUUGGAAAUCUUUAAACAAACAUGUUGAAACCACCAAAAUUUGAGAAUUAGGCUUAAAUCUUUAAACCUUGCAGCACAUUUCACACGAGUUACUGAAAUUAGAAGCAUGAUAGCAGGGAAACAUUCAUGUAACUGUCCCUGCUGACCUUCACUCUGACAUGCUUAUCACAAGUGCCUUGUCUGUCAUAAGGUGAAAAUGUUUUUUUUUGUCCUGCUUCUGUGUCUUGCUGCCUUUACAGCCAUACAGCAAAGACCAUGUAUAGAAACCACUGACCUUCACCAAACCUAAAGACUUAGCAACCAUAGGUUUCUCCAAACUAACUUAAAUAGUGCAAGGAAGCUCUCCAUGCUAAAUUCACCUGCCUAUGCAAGUAACAUGUUCUAUGCUAAAAACAUACUUCAGGCAUCAAGUGAAGGUCAACCUCUCUGUAGUUUUAAGAAAAGGCUGAUACAAAAGGGAAGUAUUCAUUUUCUUUUCAUUGUUUAAUAGGGAGUUACAAAAAAGAGAGAAGAAUAAUGGGGAGAGCUUUUUAAGUGCUAAGAAUAUGAGCAGACUUGUCUUAAAACUUUACUGAUUAUAUCCAGAAAUGCAAAAUAUUAAGAUGAUUCUGCCAGUCUGUCAUCAUUGUGUCUUGUUAUCUGAAGACCUGCCUCUUCAGUUCCAGCCAGCACUAUAUCCUCAGUAUUAGCACUGGAAGAACUACAUCCCCUUUGCUCCUUGGAUUUGAAGUUUCUUUUGAGGUUUUGGUUUAGGUGCCCUGCAGAUUGAUGAAUUCCUGAGUUCUUCAAAGUGAUAGCAGAAUAUUUUCAUAA
Molecule: messenger RNA, 2494 nt
Organism: Dryobates pubescens (Downy woodpecker)
Lineage: Eukaryota; Metazoa; Chordata; Aves; Piciformes; Picidae
Gene: EHD4
Product: EH domain containing 4
Exons: 6
Coding region: 40-1665 (541 amino acids)
Biological process (GO): endocytosis; endosomal transport
Cellular component (GO): plasma membrane; cytoplasm
Molecular function (GO): calcium ion binding; protein binding; GTP binding
Source: RefSeq, a predicted model, not a curated record